This is a messenger RNA of Oncorhynchus mykiss (rainbow trout), 4767 nucleotides long. RefSeq lists its product as uncharacterized. Gene Ontology annotation, biological process: regulation of transcription by RNA polymerase II. Gene Ontology annotation, cellular component: nucleus. Lineage: Eukaryota; Metazoa; Chordata; Actinopteri; Salmoniformes; Salmonidae. The record is from RefSeq and is a predicted model, not a curated record. Gene Ontology annotation, molecular function: DNA-binding transcription factor activity, RNA polymerase II-specific.
AACAAUGGCUAACUGUAUGGUUUUUCACACUCAAAUGGCCUCCAUCAUGGAGGUGCUAGCGAAUGCAGCUGUAGCAGAGAUCUGUAAACUCGUAGACGACGACUAUGCAGUGUUUCGUUUGGAAAUAACUCAAAGCCAGAAAGAAAACAGGGGAUUGCGAAGGAAACUACAGCUACUGGAAAUGAAAGUGGCACGGGAGCGCGCAGAGAGGACAAUGAGAGAGCGCGUCCUCGCCAGUCGUCCCAGUAGUGUCAAGAUCCUCGACCGACACAGAGGAAUGGCAAGAGGUGAAGGACAUCUCACUGGAGGCUACAGGAGCUCUGUGAAGCCAGCGGGACACAAUACAUGGAGAGAUGACCAACCAAUCACUGUUGAUGAGGGGAGUGGAACCUCAACCCAGAACGUUAUCAUGCUAGAGUCUGCAGACGCAGAGGCUGCAGGUCCUGGAGUCAAGCAGGAGAGGUCUGAAGGAGAGGAGGACACACAGCACAGCAGAGACAUCCAGGCUGGAGCGCCCCCUGUAAGCACAGAGGAACCCACCACUGUCCCAGCACAGCCCAGGACCCGACGCAGCAUCACGGAGGAGGAGGAGGGUCCAGAGGUGCUGCUGGUGAAGGAGGAGGGUUGGGGGAACCCUGAGGGGACCAUGGUCAUAGAGGACAACCAGACUACACCACCUUCUGAAAUCACAGAGGAACCAGCUGAGCAGCACAGGACCACACACAGUCUCCCUGAGCCAGUAGACAUGGAGGAUGGGAAGCCUGAUCUGCUGCUGGUCAAAGAGGAGACGAUAGAGGAUGGACGAGAGAGCACUGACCUGCUGAGUGGACUAAAGAUGGGGGAGCAAGGUGGUUGGCUGGAGGCUAACAGAGGAGACUGGGCAGCCAUCAUGGAUACCCAGACGGGUGCAGCCAAGGGCCCAGCGGAUAACAUCACUGAUCAGGCCAGGACCAGAGAUGACAUAUUGGAGUCUGCAGUCCAUGAAGACCUGCUUAUAUCCAGUGUUACUGGUGGGAGAGAGUGGACCUCUGAAGCAACUGAUCACAUACCCUGGCCCCGGAUCAGAACCAUGGAUCAGGAGCCUUCAGUCUUCCUUCCCGAGUUGGAACAAGGACCCAACCAAGAGGGACAGAGACUCAUCCACCACCACACAGAACACAACCAGUGGACAAGUGGAUUGAACAACCUCAGUCCUGGUGGUCAUCAGAGAGACCGAGGCUCCAGUCAGGGAUCCAGUCUGCAGCCCAGACCCUUUUCUUCACAGUCUCAGUGCGGGGAUGAAACCGGGCCUUGGGCUGAUAGAGAUAGACCCUCCUGUUCCUAUGAUACAAACACCACAGUAUCCAUGAUGAACAGAGCAGGUUACCCUGGGUUUCAGCCUUCACAGAGAGUGACAGGAGACCAGAGUCUAACAGGAAGUCUGUCUUCUCCUUCAGGGUCUUAUCUAAUGACUCGUGACUGGGUUCAUAGAAGGCCUGAACCUGUGUCUAGUCUUCCUCAGUUACCUCCUGGUUACCCCACCAAUACAGACAGGGUCAGGAUGGGCGUUCACAACAAGAGGUACCUAGCCUAUAACACAGAACACAAUUCCAACAACACCCCGACAAUGGCUAGAGGUCAAGGAAGGAGUUCAAAGAUUAACCACCUGAGGGUGGUGGUUCCUGCUUCUACCUCCUCUGGUGUCAUUGGGUCACAACGUGGGAGGCCGAGCAUUAAGGCAGACGCCGACAAGCUGUACAUCUGCCCAACGUGUGGGAAGCGCUUUGCUAAAGCAAACUAUGUGAAGGAGCACCAGACCAUUCACACCAAGGAGAGGCCCUUCAAGUGUAAGCUGUGUUACAAGAGCUUCUCCUUCCUGAGUAACCUUAUCAGACAUAGGAGUGUCCACAAUGGAGAGAAGCCAUUCAGCUGUACCCAGUGUCACAUGCGCUUUGCCCAUGCUGGCAACCUGAAGAGGCACCAGAAGGUCCACACGGUAGAAAGUCUACAGCUGACCCCAGUGUGAGAAGAGGUUCUCCCACCAGCACCAGCUGAAGAUGCACUUGAAGGUCCACACAGGAGAAAGGCCAUUCACCUGUACACACUGCAAGAUGUUCUCAGAGAGGAGCUACCUCAGGAUACACCAGCAGAAAAUGCACACAGCCCAUGUAUAGAGUAUAGUGCAUGUAAUGUAGUAAUAGUUAGUUUGUAGUUAAUUCUGUUGGUUUUGGGUGUAGUAGGGAACUGGAUGAGGUGACAUGAGGGAAGGACGAUUAUGAUGAGGUAGAGUAGAUGAUAUGAUGUUUGGUGUGAAGGUGUCUGUAAAAAUGCUUUCCUGAUGAAGAGUGAAACUGGCCCUUUAGUUUGAUACUUGUGUUUUAUAGUGAGGAAAUGAUAGUGCCUUAAUUCAUGUUUACUUACUUGUAAUUACAUUUUAGACAUUUAGAAGACGCUCCUAUCUAGAGCGACUUACAGGAGCAAUUAGGGUUAAGUGCCUCAAGGUCUCAUCAACAGAUUUCUCACCUAGUCGUCAUGGAGACUUGAACCAGUGACUUUUGGUUCUUAACUGCUAGGCUACCUGCCAGCUACUUGACAUAUAGUAGGGAAGAUAUGGACCAAACUUGUUUUUGCGUGGAUUCUGAGACGCAGUUAGCUUUUAACAGCUAGGAAACACCGCUAACCAAACAACAGUGCUAGGUGGCUGUACUACAAAAACACCGGUCGUCGUCGUGGGAAAGACGCAUUGUUAAAAACUUUUUGUAAACAACUGGUUGCAGUAAAGAGCCAACCUGGAUACUAAGGAGAUCCAGAGGGAAAUCGACGAGUAUCAACAGCUUUACGCUAUGGAGGAACAACAUACUCCAUGGAAAGAUCCAGCUACCUCACAAAAUAACCCCCCCCAAAAAGACAUUCAGCUACAGAAAGACGAUUUACUUACCGUUUAAGUAGAGGCUAGUGCUCUGGCUGGAAUCCAUGCAACACUGGAAAAGUUGUAUGAGGAAGUAGCAGGGCUGAGGGGGGAGUCUGGAGUUUAGCCAGAGUAAAAUAUUAAUGCUCCAUGGAGAGAACAAGACACUCACAGCCAAGGUAAAAAUCCACAAUUCCAACAUGGAUUGUCAACUUAGGAAAAACAGAGUGAUGAGGGAGUCGCUCCUAGACAUACAAAGUCAUAGCAUGCGUGAAAAUCUAAUAUUUUCUCGGAUUCCUGAGGACGCAUCCAAUAAUCCAGAGGGCGUGAUCAGAUAAUUCAUGCAGUCCGCCUUGAAACUUCCUCUAGAGGCUGUAAACAAGGUGUCUUUCCACCGAGUACACAGACUUGGUGCUCAGAGUGACAAGACCAAGGGUCCCUGACAGAUCAUCGCAAAAUGUGAACGCUACCAACAAAAGGAGCUGAUCAAAAGCAGGGGAAGGGAGCUUAAAGGGACCAAAUUCGGUCCUAUUGACCAAUUUCCAUGUGAGAUAAAUGAACGUUGUAAGAGGCUGUAUCCUGUACGGAGGCAACAGAGGGAGAGGGGUAAGCGUGCCUUUCUCAUUGUGGACAAUCUCUUUAUAGAUGGACAGCUAUUCGAGACAGCUCCAUAACACCAUGGCUGUACUAAAUUCCACAGAGACUUCAGGUUACAAAAAAAAGAAAGUAUGGGAACUGUAAAUAUGAACACACGUACUCAAUUACAUGCUCGCUUACACAUACAGACUUAUACAAAUACACUUGAUCUCGCUCUCUUUCACUCUUCUCUUUUCUCCCACUCUCCCUCUAUUGUCAAACUGUUCUAUAAUUUAAUGCUUCUUGUUUGGCUAUAUUUUCUAUAUCUUUGUCUACAUGUUUACAACAAGCAAGGGGAAGAUGGCAGAAUAGGAUCAUUGGGGAAUAAUAACAUAUUGUACGGGAUACAUUUGUACUGUAUUGAAGCCGUCUAUAGUAAUGCAAGAUCUCUUUCAAAAUCAUGUGAAACGUCAAUUGCUAUGGAAAUGCUGGGAUGUGUUUUCAAUGAUGUAAAGGUAAUUAUGAUACAAUAUGGAUUGCAAUUAUCAACAUGGAUAUUGUUAGGUUCUAAUUCUCAGAGUAAGAAACUCAAUGGACAUUUAUGAAAGCUUAACCAAGUUUAUUCUGCUCAAAGGGUCAGUACAGCUGCAUCAGACAAAAACAUUUUCCACCACCACAAGUAUAUAUACUCCAAUUUAGGCACUCCCCCCUGACCUGACCUCAACCUCCUUGACACCUUAUCCAAAGAUCUCUAACCUUCUCCCCUAACACAUUCCAAAGCCAUCUGGCUCCUACAGAUGACCAUUAACUUCUGAUGUAAAAAUCAGUCUCUUUCCAUCCUUAGAUACUAUACUUCUGAGUAUAACAAUGUUCCAAGUUUAACCCAGAAUCAAACAAUAUUAAGGCUAUACGCACUACAUGUUACACACAUAGACAAACAUGCAAAUUGGCAGGGUUAUUUAUUUGGACAUCACACAUAGUUUUAAUCUUAUACAGACAUUGUACACACACUCACUAAAUCACAUCAAAUAUUAUACAUCAACCUACUCAGAUUUACUACUCACAUAAUAUCUUGUCUCAAUUUUCUAACAUCUGUGGCAUUGGCUCCCAGGCAAACAGGCAACUGAAUAAAACACAUUUCUAGAAACAAUUUCUUGAAUUCUAAAUAUCAGACUUGAAAGCUCUAAUUUUGACUGUCAUAAUAACAAUGAUGGCAGUAACUUUACAAGCACUAAUUAUGGUCAAUUUAGACUGAGUAUAAUAUCUAGUAAGGGGUGAAAUAAGUAUAGCCAGUUAUAAUUGUA